AUCAGUAAUAGCUCAAACAAGAGAAUUUUAGUGAAGAAAAGCUAAGAAUAAGUUUCCAAAGAUUGCUGCUAUUUGUUGGUACUUUAGGAACAAAGCUGUGAAUUUUUAGUUGGGAUUCAGAAGAUGAAGGAGAGAAGUGAAGGUGGUGGAGGAUGCUAUGUAAGAGCAGAUCAAAUAGAUUUGAAGAGCUUGGAUGAGCAACUUCAAAGGCAUCAUAGUAGAGCAUGGACACUGGAGAAGAGCAAGAGUAUGAAAGAGGAAGGCAGCGUUGGGGUCGGCAGAGGUGGCGAACUGCUAAGGCCAAGCAACACCAUGAGAAGACAAGAGUGGGAAAUUGAUCCUUCUAAGCUUGUCAUCAAAGGUGUCAUCGCUCGUGGUACGUUCGGUACAGUGCACCGUGGUAUUUAUGAUGGCCAAGAUGUUGCUGUUAAACUUCUUGAUUGGGGAGAAGAGGGCCAUAGAUCAGAGGCUGAAAUAGCCUCACUCAGAGCAGCUUUCACACAAGAAGUAGUUGUGUGGUAUAAGCUUGAUCAUCCUAAUGUAACAAAGUUCAUAGGGGCGACAGUGGGAUCAUCAGAGCUGAACUUACAAACGGAAAAUGGUCAUAUAGUCAUGCCAAGUAAUGUUUGUUGCGUUGUUGUUGAAUAUUGUCCCGGGGGUGCACUCAAAUCUUACCUGAUAAAGAAUAGGAGGAGGAAGCUUGCCUUUAAAGUAGUUGUUCAAAUGGCACUAGAUCUCGCACGAGGGUUGAGCUAUCUUCACUCUAAGAAGAUUGUCCAUAGAGAUGUCAAAACCGAAAACAUGCUUCUGGACAAGACACGUACUGUGAAAAUUGCUGAUUUCGGUGUCGCUCGACUUGAGGCAUCGAACCCUAACGACAUGACUGGAGAGACUGGAACACUGGGUUACAUGGCACCAGAGGUCCUUAAUGGCAAUCCCUACAAUCGAAAGUGCGAUGUGUAUAGUUUUGGUAUAUGUUUGUGGGAGAUAUACUGCUGUGACAUGCCAUAUCCUGAUCUAAGCUUCUCAGAAGUCACAUCUGCUGUUGUCCGCCAGAAUCUGAGGCCAGAGAUACCUCGUUGCUGUCCAAGCUCGCUUGCAAAUGUAAUGAAGAGAUGCUGGGAUGCAAACCCCGACAGACGACCAGAGAUGGAUGAGGUGGUGUCGAUGUUAGAGAGUAUAGACACAUCCAAGGGAGGAGGGAUGAUCCCACAUGAUCAACCUCAGGGUUGUUUAUGUUUUCAGAGAUAUAGGGGACCUUGAUAUUUUUACCCUUACCCCCACAUUGAACUUGAAUUAAAAGAAAGCUUCCAGGGCAUAGUUCCAAUUU
Hibiscus syriacus is the source of this 1330-nucleotide messenger RNA. Its product is annotated as serine/threonine-protein kinase STY13-like. Gene Ontology annotation, cellular component: plasma membrane. Gene Ontology annotation, biological process: protein phosphorylation. Gene Ontology annotation, molecular function: protein kinase activity; ATP binding. The record is from RefSeq and is a predicted model, not a curated record. The transcript is spliced from 6 exons. The coding region runs from base 124 to 1263 and encodes 379 amino acids. NCBI's taxonomy places the organism in Eukaryota, Viridiplantae, Streptophyta, Magnoliopsida, Malvales, Malvaceae.